AUGCACACUAAAUCUGAAGCUAUAUGGGAUAAACAUACUAGUAAACCACAAGGAAGAGGAAUGUGGAAGAAUAUUCAGAAACAAAGAGAAGUAAUUGAACAAUUAUCCAUAAUCAAAAUCAGUAAAGGAAAUGCAAUGUCUUUUUGGGAAGAUAUUUGGGAUGGAACUCAAAAUUUAAAAACUAGAUUCCCUCUCAUAUAUAAACUAGCUUUAGCAAAAAAUUCUUCCGUCAGGGAUAUGAUCAAAAAUAAUACAUGGGAUAUAAAGCUUAGGAGAAAUCUUCAUCAACCAGAAAUGUCUCAGAUGCUUGAGGUUCUAGGGACUCCACCAACUCUAGAAGAUGAACUGAUAUGCACUGCAUCUGGAGGCUUCAGCCCCAAAACUUGUUAUAAAUGGCUCAUACAACAACUUCCUGCUACACCAAGUGAUGUUCCUUUCUAUUGCAUUUGGAUUCAGUUUGUGCCACCUAAAGUGUAA
Molecule: messenger RNA, 477 nt
Organism: Papaver somniferum (opium poppy)
Lineage: Eukaryota; Viridiplantae; Streptophyta; Magnoliopsida; Ranunculales; Papaveraceae
Exons: 1
Coding region: 1-477 (158 amino acids)
Source: RefSeq, a predicted model, not a curated record